Blastomyces dermatitidis ER-3 is the source of this 294-nucleotide messenger RNA. RefSeq lists its product as uncharacterized. The transcript has 2 exons. The coding region runs from base 44 to 226 and encodes 60 amino acids. NCBI's taxonomy places the organism in Eukaryota, Fungi, Ascomycota, Eurotiomycetes, Onygenales, Ajellomycetaceae. The record is from RefSeq and is a predicted model, not a curated record.
UUUAUCAUCAAAUCCACAUAUAUCAAUCAACUCUUUUUUCAAUAUGCCUUGCAACAUCUGCUGUCCUGCUGCUUCGCAAGCCUGUACAAAGACUUCUACUCUGCAUCUCAGUCUUCUCAAACUACCUGUUCCAGAAGUUCUGGAUAAUGGAGAGGAUUCAGUCAAUGAUGAAAUGGAGGAGCAGAUGAAUGAGAAGAAUAUAGAGACUCAGUCUGAGAAUCCUUGAUAUCCGCGAAUUCCUACACCUGAGCCUGACAUCUCAUACAGAUUAAGAAGAAGAAUUAGAAGAAUGAA